GCCACUAAAGAACUUGCUGUCCCUCGUAUCUCAUAUUAGGAUGGUCUAUGCAAUCUCAAAUCUGUGUCGAAAAAACAACGUGCAAUGUGUACUACCGGCGCAACCCAAUGACAGGUGCAAAAGUACCAUUACUGUUUGAACGAAAUAUUAAGACGAAACUGAAGUAAAGUUGCAAAAAUGAAGAUGGAAACUGGUGAAUCAAAUAUCGAUCAAAUGUCAGAAUCAAUCAAAAACGUUUCUUCCGAGGAAAAGUUGGAAGAAAAACCAAAUUUGAUGGAUACCUCGGAAGACGUCCCAGAAAUAAAACAACAAUGUCCUUUCAAAUUUACAUCGAUGGAUAUCGAUUCCACUCCUCACAGUCAAUCUACUUCUACUCAAAGAGACAUGGAAAGUACCACAAUUCUAGAAGAUGCUUCACACAAUGAAUUAAGACAUUUUGAUGUUUUGGAUGAUUUGGAAAGUCAUGCCAACAUCAAUGAGUCCGAUUCUGAUGAAUGUUCAAAUGAUAGUUUGGACUCAGAUGUUCCUGAUGAUGAAAUUGAAGCAAUGCUUGAAGAAAAUUUACCUGAUGAAUUUAAGGGUAAGCGUGCAGAAGGUAGUAAAGAUGAAAUGGAUUAUAAACAGACUGAAAAAUUAAUUCUAAAUGAAAUUGGACAUAAUCAUUUUGAUAUUUUGCCAGAAGGAUGGGUGCAGGUAACCCAUAAUAGUGGUAUGCCAUUAUAUUUACAUAGACAAAGUAGAGUAUGCACCUUAUCAAAGCCAUAUUUUCUUGGACCAGGCAGUGUUAGAAAACACAAUGUGCCUGUAAGUGCUGUUCCAUGUUUACAAUAUAAAAGGGCAUUGAAGGAACAAGAAGAAGAAAAGCAAAAAGAAAUAGAACGAUCAGAAGCCCAAGGUUGCACUCUACCAAAUGCUAAAAUUGAAACAAUUCAAGAAAAUAGAGAAACUCAAUCGCUUGAUGGUAAUAGCCUUAGAGAAUAUUGUAUGUCACUUUUUAAAUUCAAAUCAAUAAAAGUGAUGAGAUUCAAAUCUUGGUCCCAAAGAAGAAAGUAUACCAAAAAUAGAAAACACAGAAAACAAUUAGAAAGGCCAACACUACCAGAUGGUACUAAAUUAAUAACAUUUCCAGUGGCAAAAAAUGUUAAUUAUUCAGGUAAUGCAAAUCAAGAAGAUGAUUCUACUGGCAGGCCUCCUAAGCAUUGGAUUAUGAAUCCAUCAGGGAAAAGCUAUGUUUGUAUUUUACAUGAAUAUGUACAACAUGCUUUAAAGAAACAACCAACUUAUAAAUUUAAGGAACUUGAAAAUGCUGCAACACCUUACUCUGCAGUUGUAUCAAUUAAUGAAAUGGAAUAUGGUAGCGGUUUUGGUAGUAGUAAAAAACAAGCUAAGGCAAAUGCUGCAAAAAAGACUCUUGAGAUUUUGAUUCCACAAAUGAGAGAUAAAAUUUCUGGUGCUGCAGAAGAAGAAAAUAGUUCAUCUAAUCCUGCUCAAACUGAUAAAGCCUCGAAGGUUAAUUCAGACACAGAUUUGUCUUUUUUUGAUGAGAUUUCCAUCAAUGACCCAAGAGUAGCAGAUUUCUGUAUUAAAACUACAGAGCCUUCUCCACAUGCUAUUUUAGUUACUUGUUUGCAAAGAAACUUUGGGCAUGGAAAUAUGCACAUUGACUAUUCUGUUAAUACUUUAAAACAUCAACGUAAUGAAUUUAAAAUGAAAGUAGGAAAACAUGAGGCAACUGUUAUUUGCAGAAAUAAAAAAGAUGGUAAACAAAGAGCUGCUCAAGCAAUUUUACAACUUUUACAUCCACACAUUCAUUCAUGGGGCUCACUACUUAGAUUAUAUGGAUCUAGAAGUGUUAAAUCUUUUAAGGAAAAAAAGCAAUUAGAGCAAGAAAUUACUUUGCUUCAAGGUAAAGCAUCAGUUAAUCAACCAAAUUAUGCUAUAUUAGAUAAAUUGAGACUUGAAAUGAAAAAACUAUCAGACCAAAGGGAAGCAGUUAAACCUAUUGGUACAUUUAUUCCUCCAGAUCUACCAACUGGUUCCGCAGCCAAUUUGAAUAACGUUGAUUUGUAAAAUUCUGUAAUUUUUAUGAAAUAUUUUGUGAGAGGCUCUCUUAGUAUUCAUCAUUUGCAGAUUGAAAUUCCAUACCUUUACAAAUUUGCAUAUUUUUAUUUUGUUAGUAUAAAUUUGAUUAGAAAAAAUGAGUCUUGUACAUCAAAGUAGAAAACAAGUUUAUCAUUAAGAAUAUUUUCA
Trichogramma pretiosum is the source of this 2250-nucleotide messenger RNA. RefSeq names its product microprocessor complex subunit DGCR8 (gene pasha). NCBI's taxonomy places the organism in Eukaryota, Metazoa, Arthropoda, Insecta, Hymenoptera, Trichogrammatidae. Gene Ontology annotation, biological process: primary miRNA processing. Gene Ontology annotation, molecular function: double-stranded RNA binding; identical protein binding; heme binding. The record is from RefSeq and is a predicted model, not a curated record. The coding region runs from base 178 to 2070 and encodes 630 amino acids. The transcript has 3 exons. Gene Ontology annotation, cellular component: microprocessor complex.